Molecule: messenger RNA, 841 nt
Organism: Wasmannia auropunctata (little fire ant)
Lineage: Eukaryota; Metazoa; Arthropoda; Insecta; Hymenoptera; Formicidae
Exons: 3
Coding region: 376-825 (149 amino acids)
Source: RefSeq, a predicted model, not a curated record
UAAUCAAUAAUAACAAGACGAUAAUCAGAUAAUGAACGCGACUAAAAUAUGAUUCAAUUAAACGAUCUCUUGGAGCAAAACAUUGCUGUGACGCAGCAGUAUUAAGUAUGGAUUUUUUUUUGUUAGUAUGAGCACAUUAUUAUUUGUAAUGUUUAUAAUUAUUUUUUGCACUAAUCGCACUUAUCAUUCAAAUACAUAUUCAAGCUGUUUGAAUAAUACUUACAACUUCAUCAAUUAUAGUGAAAGGAAUUUCUUUUUUUUUUCCUGUUUAUAAUUGUAACAUUAAAGUGCAUAUAUAGAAGAUAUUGAAUAGAAAUUAUAUAAGACUCAGUCUCUAACCAAUCGAACUAUUCGAAGAAAUACUAACUAAAGAACAUGUUGUUCUACGCGCUUGUAGUUAGUGCAAUUAGUGUUGCAGUAAUUGGAUUAUCCGCAACUGAAGAACCUACGCUUCCUGUAACUACCUGCAAACGAGAUUCAGAUGAUUAUUCUGCCUGUUUAAAACGUGCUGUAGAAAAAGCAUGGUCGCGAUUUAUGGCAGGAUUACCAGAAUUUGACUUUCCACCUUUGGAUCCAUUAGUUUACAAAUAUGGUAGAAUGGUUCUUAAUUCUGCUGAGAUACGAGGAGAAUUAAUUAUAUCAAAUCAAACUUUUGCUGGGAUAUCAAAGACUCGUAUUUUUGAUGUAAAAGCGUAUUUUCUUGAUGACGUUUUCCAUUUAGAAAUUGACACACUAAUACCAAAAGCGUUUUUAAAAGGUGCCGCAAAAAUAAAUGGCUCUUUAAAUAUAUUCAGAGUUGUUAAUGAAGGUACGAUAAUUUUAUAACCAGCUGCAUAACAAA